UUUUGGAAGAACUGACUGAAAGCCUGAGACCGGAGGAAAAGGCACAGUUUGACAUCUCCACUUUCCUUUGUCAACGGUAAAAGAAAAAGAGCUGUAGAAGGUUUGAGGAAGGAGGAAAAUCACGUUGGCUUUAUCAGUGGGAAUUUAUCACUGCUUUUUAGAAUCAGAGUGGCUGGUACUUUUAGAGAGUGUCAGGUUCAAAGACUGUGACUCAUCGGAGAAAAGUGAUAGGUUACUUUCAGAGGAACGACAGAACGGAAGAUGGAUCGUAAAAUUCCCGAUUUUGCUGGUACCUGGAAAAUGAAGAGCUCUGAGAACUUCGAAGAGCUUCUUAAAGCACUAGGUGUGAACGUGAUGCUCCGUAAGAUUGCGGUUGCAGCUGCAUCAAAACCAUCCGUGGAGAUUACACAGGAGGGAGAGACACUGACAAUCAAGACGUCCACCUCAGUGAGGACCACCAACGUCACCUUCACAGUUGGACAGGAGUUUAAUGAGGCCACUGUGGAUGGACGUCCCUGCACGAGCUUUCCUCGCUGGGUAACAGACAGCAAGAUUAGCUGCGAACAGACUUUGCAGAAGGGCGAGGGUCCAAAAACCUCAUGGACCAGGGAAAUAACCAAUGAUGCUGAAUUGAUUCUGACCAUGACUGCUGACGAUGUGGUGUGUACAAGAGUUUAUGUCAGAGAGUGAACAUAUAAGGAAAAAGGAAGAAUAUCCAUCCAGAUUGGAGUCUUUCCUCAUUAAUCACAAUGACUGUGACUUGUUUCCUUUCUUCCUAAUCUCAACUAUCACACUUUUUUUAUUGACAAUGUAUUUGAAUAGUACGUCAGAGAGCCAUGCAAAUAUAGUUCCAGAGAUUCAAGCAAUUUUGUUUUUUUCUGAUUGGUCAAUUUAAAACUACAUAAUCUUGGGUUCAAAAGCACUUUUAAAGAUUGAUCUAAAAAUAGAUGUAGACCUGGAAAUCUGAAGCUUGGAAACCAGUUCACAAGGUACAGUCACAUUUAGCAUUGUUUUGUCAUUUUCAUGGGCAAAAUAGUUUUUUUUAAGAGCCAUCUAUACAGUUAUUCAUGCUGACCAUUAGAAACCCAGCGAGCACACAACAUCAUAAGACGUUAAUAUUAGGCUACAUUCAGAUCAUGACAUCAGGUGACCAAAAUGCAAUGUCUAACCAGCAUCUAUUGACAACGUUAUUUUGAUGUCUAAUAAUGAUGUCAAAUUACAUUUAUAUUUGGUUGAUUUUAGGUUGUGUUGGAAAGUGACCAAAAUCCAACGUCUGAUGGAUGUCAUGGUGUUAACGUCCACACAACGUCAAGGUGCAACAUGAUUAGAUGUUGAUUUUUGGUUGGACAUUGAUGUCGGCCUGACGUUGGGUUCUGAUGUCAACCCGAUUUUUUUUCCAAACAUAAUCCAACAUCCCCGUGACAUUGGGGUACAUUGGGGUACAAUGUCAAUAUGACAUCCUGUUGACGUCUUGUGCCUGCAGAGAAGGUGCUUAGGAAUAAAGUGACUUCUGCAUCAUUCAAUGUUACACAAAUUACAUUAGACAAUGGACUUUUUUGUCCUGAAAUGUCCCUCCCUAAUAUGGCCACACCAUUAGAAUCUUCCCAAAACAUAGCAGUUUAGUUUGUUAUUUUUUCCUAAUUUUAUCCUAUGCAAAGAUCCACCUUAAAAAUGUUACAUCCACUGUCCCCAUCCAUUUCUCAGACAGACCUUUUUAUUAUAUAACUGUAUGGAGUGUCUGUUUUUAUAUUUUGAAGGACCAUUCACGCUAAGGAUGAUAACUGUAAUGAUAAUGGUAUACUUCCAAAUAUUAGAAAUAUAAAACAAUUACAGAAACCUAAUCACAAUGAAUGAUAUUGCUUUAUUUUUUCAAAUCAGAUUCCAUUUUGCUAUAACAAGCUCAAGCAUUUAAAGUGUCAGACAAAAAACUUGCCUAACUUGUUUUUAAUAAACAAAAUGCUAUCAUUCAUUUUUGUAAACUUUAAUAUAGAUAUCAUCAUAGUUAUAAUUCUAGGUGUGAAUGUGCCUUUUGUUUAUCGUGCCCGAAAUGUAUGUUCAUUUCAUUUCAUUGUGAGAAUUUGUUUGACAAAGAUUAUAUUCAUUAGAACAUUAUGUAACAGUUUAUUUUAUGAAAAAUGACAGAUAAAAUGCAUUUCGACUUAAGUUCAUUCCAUCUAUGUAAUAUCCAAUCAAUAUUUUAACAUUUUUUAAGUAGACCCAGUCAUGCCAUUAAUGAAAAUGUCCGAUUCAUUCCUAUGUGAACUUUUUGUCUGAAUUAAAUACAGCACAAAAAGAGAUGGAGUUAAGAAAAAGGGUCAUAUGUGAUUAGAAUCCCCUUAGAAUCUCAGAAAACAACUGUCUUCCAUCUUUACUUUUUUGUAUAUAUUUUAAUAAAACAUGAAUCUGAAAGUUUCAUCCAAACAGUUUUUUUAUUAUGUUUUUAUAUAAACAGUUCCAGCAGUCAUCACUUAUUUCUGUGCAUGGACAAUAAAAGUUUCUGCCCUGAAAA
Molecule: messenger RNA, 2509 nt
Organism: Danio rerio (zebrafish)
Lineage: Eukaryota; Metazoa; Chordata; Actinopteri; Cypriniformes; Danionidae
Gene: crabp2a
Product: cellular retinoic acid binding protein 2, a
Molecular function (GO): lipid binding
Source: RefSeq, marked provisional